Messenger RNA from Toxorhynchites rutilus septentrionalis, 1645 nucleotides. RefSeq names its product UPF0430 protein CG31712 (gene Arglu1). NCBI's taxonomy places the organism in Eukaryota, Metazoa, Arthropoda, Insecta, Diptera, Culicidae. Gene Ontology annotation, molecular function: cadherin binding. The coding region runs from base 437 to 1105 and encodes 222 amino acids. The record is from RefSeq and is a predicted model, not a curated record. The transcript is spliced from 5 exons. Gene Ontology annotation, cellular component: mitochondrion; nucleoplasm.
CAGCUCCAAAUCAAGAAUUUAGAUUGAUUAUUGUGAGAAGGAAAAAGAAGACAUGUUUUUGGUCGCUUCGCGGCCGGAAAUUCCAUUUUUGCAGGAGCAGGCGGUCCCCCGUGCUCGAAUACCGACAAAGGAAGCGCUUGACGAAACCAUGAACCGUUUUUCGCACGGCUGAAAACGAGAGCCGGAGAGAGAGAGUAGGUAGCCUUGAAACCACUUCUUUUUUCAACAUAGAAAUAUUUGGGGUUAGGUAUGCUGCGAAAGAAGAAUACAACGAAGUCGAGUUGACGGUAAAAUAACAAAACAUAAACAAAGUGUAAACUGGCUUUGCUGAGCGUUUCUUGUGUACACAUUAGCUUUUUCCUUUUAUCUCCUACCAAACUACUGUGGGAACAAUUCGAAGUGGUUCUGAGUGUUUAUCAGGAUCAGCAAUUUUUCGAUGGUUGUAACAUUAAUAUCGUUCUUUUUGUUUUCUUCUUCAAUAUCCCGCUCCGGGGGAUUUGAAUACAUUUGUAGGAAGCGCUCGUUAUCCGGGUCAUCCGAUAGUAGUAGCGAUGAACGGCAUCAGCAUAGGAAGAAGAGCUCCAAAAGCCGGAAGCUGACAGAGGUUGAACGGCUAGCCGAGAUGGAGAGACAACGAAGACAGAAAGAAGCCGAACAGAAGAUGAUUGAGGAAGAAGCCGCUAAACGGAUUGAACUGUUGGUAAAAAAGCGGGUAGAGGAAGAGCUCGAGAAGCGCAAGGACGAGAUCGAGACGGAAGUACAGAGGCGGGUGGAAGCCGCCAAGAAGCAAAUGGAGCAGGAAAUGAUGCUCGAGCUGGAGAAACGUCGCGAGCAAGCCCGCGAAGAAGAACGCAGGCGAGAGGAGGAAGAGCUUAAAAAGCGUCAGGAGCUCGAAAAUAUUAUCGCCGAGAACAAUCGGAAAAUAGAAGAGGCCCAGCGUAAAUUGGCCGAAGAAAGACUGGCGAUAAUUGAAGAGCAAAGAAAAAUGGACGAAGAACGUCAAAAGAUGCGCAAAGAGCAAGAGAAGCGUGUCAAGGAAGAACAGAGAAUGAUUCUGGGUAAAAACAAUUCUCGACCCAAGCUAUCGUUUUCGCUAAAACCAUGAACAGGUGUGUGUGUGUGGGUGGGUUUACUGAUAACAGUGAAAAAGUGAGACAGCGCCAUGUGUUUUGUCUGGUCUGUGCGGUGAAACGAGAGGGUACCGGAUUGUGGGUGCAGACGUACAUUUCCUUUCAAUGUAUAAAUUACUAAACACUAGUUCAUAGAUUUGCUAGCUAGUAAUUCACGCGCAGCGGAUGGUACAAUAUUGUAAAUCACGUAUCGUGAUGUUUAUGAAAGUCACCUUUCGGUAGAUUUCUCUCCACUGGAGGGGACCUUGAUCUUCCUGCAAUAUUUAUAAUCUUUUUGUUGUGAUAAUGCUAUUGUUAAAGAGUACACCGUUUUUUUGAACUGAUAUUCUGUAAAGACUGUAAGCAUGGGUAAUCUUUAACGAUAGCAGAUCGCAUUUUAAAAAAAUGUACAGAAUCCCGUCUGGGUAUGUUCUAUUUUUUGUUUAUCAAUGGUGUAUUUGAUUAAUAAUUAGGCUAGACUCAUGAUCGGUUGUUUUUAUGAAAAUAAUAAAAACGAAUAUUAAAGACUCAAAGAA